UUUACGAUUUGACGACAUUGUGUAACUCUUAUAACAUAGUGUUAAGUGAUUUAAUACCUGCAAAAAUGUAGAUUUAAUAGAUGUUCUUCGUUAACAAUGUGUGUUGAAAUAUUUGUAUGUCAACUACAAUAUUAAUCAACUAUGUAGGUAUUUGCGUUGCGCGUAUUUAAGUUUAACGAUUCGUUCUUGUGCAAUAAUGUCACGCAUGAGAAAAGUAGACUGACAAUGAUUGAAGAACACGAGGCCAACCACAGAGACUUUGUGAACAAAAAAACAAUAGACGAAAAGAAAUGGCAGACAAAGGAGGUUACGGAGCAGCACCCCCGGGCCAGUAUCCCCCCGCCCCAAGGUCAAUACCCACCACCUCAGGGCUAUCCUCCGCCGAACGCCGGGAAUGCCCCACCCCCUCAGCAGCAACUCAUGGGUCAACAGUCUAGCAGUGUUGUUGUAGUACAGGGGGGUGGCGUGUAGUGGGCACUGGGAACUGUCCAGCAUG
Messenger RNA from Dreissena polymorpha, 496 nucleotides. RefSeq lists its product as uncharacterized. The record is from RefSeq and is a predicted model, not a curated record. The transcript is spliced from 3 exons. The coding region runs from base 226 to 471 and encodes 81 amino acids. NCBI's taxonomy places the organism in Eukaryota, Metazoa, Mollusca, Bivalvia, Myida, Dreissenidae.